Molecule: messenger RNA, 2170 nt
Organism: Saccostrea cuccullata (small rock oyster)
Lineage: Eukaryota; Metazoa; Mollusca; Bivalvia; Ostreida; Ostreidae
Exons: 3
Coding region: 152-652 (166 amino acids)
Source: RefSeq, a predicted model, not a curated record
AUCACAUCGUACAAAAUACUGUGGCCCUUAUACGGAAACACUCGUUCAUUGUGACAAUGACUAAUCAUAUACAUAGAAGUUGACAGCGACAACUUAUUUGAGAUACGAUGGUGAAUAUCUCAUUAUAUUAACUUUACUUUCAGAUUUUAUAAUGGAUUUAUCAAUCCUGGUUAUUGUUCUGUUUUCUGUCUUGGAUACUACAAUAGGAUUGGAAUGCUCUAAAUGUACUCACGUGGUUAUCAAGGACGUCCCUUCAUUUCUCCAAAGCAUUGUAUCACCCAAAAGUCCUCAAUGUGCCAGCACCCCUCCAGGACAAAGGGCCAAUGGCGUGAAUUUGGUUAAGUGCCCUAGUAAUCCGACGUCAGGACAAGUGUACAAGUGUGGGACAUAUACCGGCACCGUCACCAUGCAAAUUGACCUUACCAUCCUCAACCCCAGUGUAAAUGCUGACAUAGUAUACCGUGACUGUGUUCUGAUGGACCCAGCAGUCCCUGCCUCAUGCGCUCCACAGAGCAACAUGCCUGCUGAUAACGCAGUGUUGAAACCCGUGUUGUCCAGCCUAGCAGAUAUCAAUGCUGUCACCUUUGUCGGUACCAGAUGCGUAGCAGACGAGAGAUCUUUAAUAGCCUUAGGUCAACAUCAACACAUCUGAGUGAAACCAAAACUUUCUUUUGCAUGUUCAUGCUUGUAAUCACUAAAUAUAUUAUACCUCAUUAUAAUUCUACACAACGCGACAUCUGAUUGGUUCUAGAUUAUUUCGUGAUCAGGCCAUAAAUCUCCACAUUUCACGGUCAUCGACAUGAUUUUCAUCAUAUUCCAACUCGUUGGAUACCCAGUGCAUUUUCCCGCAAUAUAGUAAUCGUUCGUUGAAAAAAAAAAUCCCGAGACAUCACAAUAUAGCCUAGACAAAUCGCGAGAAAGAUAAUUUGCGAAUGAACGGUUGGUAGAGAGAAUUAACAUAGAUUUUAGCACCAUCAAAAUAAAAGCGAGUAAUUUUAUUUAGCGUGUGCUGCUUCUCGCGAAAUUACGCGAUAAUUAAAUUCCACGCGUAUAAUUAGGAAUCUACAGUAAUCAGAUUUAUCCUAAAAAGAUAAACACAAGUAUCUAGAAUGACGCUUAUUGCCUUCUAUUUAAAAAAUAAAAAUAGCUUCCCAAUGCAACCCGUUUUCCAGAAUUGCGGUUCUAUCAUUACGAUUCUAUGUUUUAUAAAAUAUGAGCAUUGAUGCGCUUGCGUUAGGUCUGUUCAACUUCCCUUCUUGUUCACAACAGACGAAACCAUUGAUGCCUGGAAAGAAAAUCAAGUGUCAUUGGCUAAGUAUUGUAUCAAUUAGAGCAAUUUAAGUAUUCAAAUACCGUAAAGCAAAAGGAAUUUGUUUAAAAUUUAUAUAUUAAUUUUUUCAGAAAAUGGUAAUGUAAAACAAGAGAGUUUUAUUUUUCAAUACUUCAUUUAAUGAAUGCAUGUUUAAAUAUCAAUAAUUACUAAUAAGAAACUUUUUUUGGUUUUAUUGAUUAUUUGCAGGAAAAUUAGCAUGGAAUUGUUGAGAGUGGGUUCCUCACGGGGAACCAAGACGAAACCGCCUUAAGCCAGACCCCCUGCACGUGUAGCAGGUUCCUCGGCGCCCCGGGACAACUAAUACAAGAGUCCGCACAAAUUCAGCGUGCUGGAAGUGGAAGCCAAGCGUUAUCUGCUUAUUCCAGUGGCCUACAUAUCACACACAAGGACAAGUCCAUGAAUAAAUAAAUGCCUCAGCUGCAACAGUCCUCUACGACUCCACCAACAAAAAUGUUGCUUAUCAGCCGGGCAUCCACUAGUUAGUAUUAUUAUACCUCUACUGUAAUUACUCUAUAUAAGAUUAAUACCAUAAAACUGUCUAUUUCCCCGAGAAGAGACUAUUUCGCUCAUCUGAAGACAACUCCCUGGAAAACCAGGCCCCGGGAUUAUGAAACACCUUAGUUUAAAGCUGACAUGAACUCUUAAAAAGCCAUCAUUUUUCAUCUUUGUACAACUUACUACAUUCCUGUACGCCUUUGUCCGCGAUAUUUCUUCGUUUCCGCCAUAUUUAAAGCUGACAUGAAUUCUUAACAAGUUUGGCUUUCCAGAAAGCCUGAAAUGUCAUCUCUUUGGUAUCAAUAAUGUCAAAGAAAUAAAACAGAAAGGAAGAUAUUUUAA